Messenger RNA from Linum trigynum, 1319 nucleotides. The record is from the annotation of a GenBank genome assembly. Lineage: Eukaryota; Viridiplantae; Streptophyta; Magnoliopsida; Malpighiales; Linaceae.
GUAUCGAUUUUGGAUGGUAGAAUUAAGUUUUGACAUUAGUAGUAGCUAAGAGUAUUUAGUUUUGACUACGCGAAACUCGGAUCCAAUGCUGCCAAUUAACCAGUAACUCACCGGCAAAUUCUCCGAUCAACAAUUACUUUGUACGUACUACUAAUCAAACAUAAACAUCUCCACUCCCCAAAUCUUCAAAAUAGUGAUGCAAAUCAAAUCCAUCGUGAGAAGAUGACGAUGAUGAUGAUGUCAGCAUCGAGAUUGAAUAAUUCAACCUUCUCCAGGUUCCUCCGCCCGGCCGCCGGAGCUGCUGGCCGGCUGAGGGUUCCUCCGAUCACUCCCUCCUCGCCUUCCCCUUCUUAUUAUUAUUCUUCUAAACAAGAUGAAGAAGAGAGAGAAAAACAAUCCGGCAAGAAAUUCAAAGAAAGGUUAAGCGACGUCAAGACUGCGGCCAAAUUCGUCAAAGAUGUCGCCAAUUCUGAAACUGAUUCUUACAAAAUGGACAAAGACACGAAGGAAACAAUCACCAAGGUGAAAGAGGCAGCUGAGACGGUUAAAGAAGGAGUGAAUGAUGUGAAGAAGACCACCAAAAUUGUGCGCAAUAUUGCCUCUUCUACUGCUGACACGGUGAAGAAACUGGCAAAAGACGCCACAGACAAAGUAUCAAACUCGGCGAUCCAGGCAACCACCGAAAUUGUUAAGGACAAAGUUAAGGGCAAAUUUGAUUGAGUUUCCAUCUCAAAGUAUACACUUACGUGUCAUGAUCAUGGACCUAUUUGUCCAUUAUUAUGUUCCAUUGAAGGAUUAGUUGUGUUUUAAUCUUACUUGUAGGAGGUCAAAUCCUAGUUGAUCAUGUAAAGGUUUUCAGCCUUAUAAACAAAACAAAACAAAAAUAGCCUAAGAAUCCCUAAGAAAAAUACUCAUUGAUAAUUAGUGUUUGUAAAAAGCUUAAAGUACCAGCAAUUUGAUCAGGAAAAUUUCAUAGAUUAGUAAGUGAUUUUUUGACUAUAUGAAACAGUUGAAUCAUGGUUAAACCACGAUUUUAACAUAAAAUGUCCGGUCGUUAGACUUUUUCAAUACAACCUCAAUUACGAUUUUGUAACCUUGGUGAUGAUAUAGAGUGGGAACUAUUGCCUUGUACUUAAAAAGGCUAUCUACAACGCAUGGAAAUUUGGACUUCUGUAUGGUAGAGCUAUAGAUUCAGCCCAUUUUUCUAUGAAAAUAAACGUAGUGGUAUGAACUUCAUUUAUUUUUCGCCCAAUGCCUAAAAUUGAUCAACUUAGUGCUCGUUUGCUUGUUAGAUUUGAAAAUUAAGGUUUUCAGUUUUA